AUGCUUUCGCAUUAUCAUUAUAGUACAACCGUCCCUCUGGAAAUUUCGGUACCCAACGAGGUGCUUUUUGAGAUAUUCAACAACCUCUCUACCCCCAACCUCGUAAUUCUUACGUCCGUCUCCCGUGGUUUCAACGCCGUAUCAGAACACAUUCUAUAUUCUUCUAUAUCAAUUAAGGACGUUCUCUCAUCGUCUUCUUCCUGCCCAUGGCGCACAGAAAGGUGUUGCCAAUCUAUCAUUCAGCGCCAACAUUUGGGCAAGAGCAUUCGUGGAUUUCACAUUCGAUGGCAUAUCGAUGUCGAUCCUUCCUCACCUUGCGACUUCGAUUUUACAACAGCGCUCGAAAAACUCGAGCAGGUCCUUCGUAGCGGCAUCCUUUCCUCACUCGAAUCACUUGAACUCUGGCUAGGACCAGCAAAUCGAGGUGUUCACCCUUCAAUACCCCAUAUCAUCGAGCGAAUGAUCCUUGGCUCCCAUUUCCGACAACUCACCAGUUGUUCUCUGGGCGCAGAGUGGGCAAAAGGUUUACCACCUUACUCUGGCACCCUGGAUAAUUUCCUCGGCUCACUACAGUCUUUACGGCACUUGAAGCUGCAUGACCAUCAUGCGGCUUUGAGUCUGCCUUCUGUCGCACUUCCUAUUCUAUCAUCUUUCCGCGGUUCACCCGCUGCAUCAGCGUCGCUUCUUCCGGGUAGGCCCAUUCAAUAUCUUUCGCUCAUCGGCGAUGACUACGAUGUGAAUCAGGAGAUUCUAACGCGGUUUGCAAAAACCACGGUCCCUCUUCGAGUUUUAGAUCUGUCUGGAAUGUCAGUGAGGCCAAUUCUUCUCCGGAACCUAGCUACGCACCUUCCCUCCAUUGAGGUGCUGAAGGUGCGGCUUGCAUUGCGCCAUACCCUACAUUACGCUCUCACUGGCAUACGGCUUUUGACUGGCUUGUCGUCCGUUCUGAGGACAUUCCGUUUACUUGUUCAUCUAGACUUGUCCCCCACUUCGGUUGCGGGUGGGGAUGUUGAACAAGAGUUAAACCUUUGCGAUGAAUGGCAUCGCGCAUGCCCAUCAUUAAAGAGGAUAACAUUCCCUUCUCACAGAGAGUGGUUUCAUCGGUUUGACAGGAUGUGGAUACCUACUGACAUAUGA
Messenger RNA from Lentinula edodes (shiitake mushroom), 1137 nucleotides. RefSeq lists its product as uncharacterized. The record is from RefSeq and is a predicted model, not a curated record. NCBI's taxonomy places the organism in Eukaryota, Fungi, Basidiomycota, Agaricomycetes, Agaricales, Omphalotaceae. Gene Ontology annotation, molecular function: protein binding. The coding region runs from base 1 to 1137 and encodes 378 amino acids. The transcript is spliced from 2 exons.